Cokeromyces recurvatus is the source of this 1270-nucleotide messenger RNA. Its product is annotated as t-SNARE. The record is from RefSeq and is a predicted model, not a curated record. Gene Ontology annotation, cellular component: SNARE complex; membrane; endomembrane system. Bases 350 to 1183 code for a protein of 277 amino acids. Gene Ontology annotation, molecular function: SNAP receptor activity; SNARE binding. NCBI's taxonomy places the organism in Eukaryota, Fungi, Mucoromycota, Mucoromycetes, Mucorales, Mucoraceae. The transcript is spliced from 7 exons. Gene Ontology annotation, biological process: vesicle fusion; Golgi to vacuole transport; intracellular protein transport.
CGUCAUAUUUUUAUGAUGACUUAAUAAUAAGGGAUAAUAUCACAUCUGACGACGAAGAAUAAACCAGCUGACUCAAUUCCUUACUUGUUAUUGGUACAGGAAGAAUAAAAAAACAAAACAGAAAACAACUUGCUUCAUCAUUAGGAUUAAAAGUUUGACAAGCUAUUCUUCUUUGAACUAUCAAGGAAGUACUACAAUAAACUAUUCAUUAAAGAAACCAAUAAAAUAAUUAUGCUUAAUAACUGACGUCGUAUUCAAUCUUCAUUUUUUUUUUCUCGUUCCUGAUGAAGAAAAAAAUUCAUUUUUUUUUUAUUUCUAUCUUUUAUUCUUCAAUAAAUAAAAUAUACACAUGUCAUUUAAUGAUUUAGAACAGGGCUUAGGAAUAUCUAACUCCACAAGAAAUAGAACUCAACAAGAUGAAAGCGACAGUGAUUAUAAAAUGUUAACACAAAGAGUAUCUCAACAGAUAUUUCAUAUUAAUGGAAAUAUUACAAGCAUUGAAAGACUUAUUGGAUUCUUGGGAACUUUAAAAGAUAAUCCUGAUAUCAGAAAUAAAUUACAUGACGUAACAGAAAGCACAAGAGAAUUAAUAAGAGACACAACAUCAGAUAUAAAGUUAUUAUCUCAACAACAAAUAUCGGAUCCAAAGAAAACACGUCAAAGAAAGCUUGAACAACAAAAGUUAUCUAAAGACUUUCAAAAGGUCUUGGCAGAAUUUCAAAAAAUCCAAAGAGAGUCUAUAUCUAAACAAAGAGAAUAUGUGGAUAAAAAGAAAGCAACGACUGCAGCACUUCAAUCUCAAAUGGAUGAUGAAGAACAAGAACAAGAACAAGCUGAUGAUACACAAAGACGUAUUCAAAUUGAAGCGUUAGAUAAUGAAAUUGAAUAUAACGAAACUUUAAUUGCUGAACGUGAAGGUGAAAUUCGAGAUAUUGAACAAGGAAUAACGGAAUUAAAUGAAGUAUUUCGUGAUCUUGGUAUGCUUGUUAAUGAGCAAGAAAGUGGUAUUCAGAGCAUUUAUGGCAAUGUGUUAAAUAUUGCACAAAAUACAAAACAGGCAACGGAAGAGUUAACAGUCGCAAAUCGUCAUCAAAAGAAAGCAAGAAAGAACAUGUGUUGUUUUAUGUUGAUUAUUACAAUUGUUGCUUGUGUAUUAGCUUUAAUUAUUGUAGUAGCAAAAUAAAAAUACCCUUUUUUUCUUAUUUAUAUUUUUAUACAACAAAUGAAAUUUAUUAUAAAAAGAAUAAAUCAAUCCUGUUAUAGUUCUGUA